CGUACAAAACUUUCUCGACCGAAUGAAUUGUCAAUAAAUUUUUUGGAUUGUCGAAAUUUUUAAAGGAAGUGAAAAGAGCCAUGAAGAAUUUAAAGUAGAGAAUGCGCCCUUUGGUUUUUGCGCCUUUUGGUUGUGUGCCGUUUUGACCUUGCUCCGUUUCGUCCUGCGACGUUUUGGUCGCGCCGUUUUGGACCGCGCCGUUUUUGUCCGCGCCGUUUUUGUCCGCGCCGUUUUGGCCCGCGCCGUUUUAGGCUGUACCUCAAUUUUAAUUUUAAUAAUUUAUUUCAAGAGUAUUAUUUUUAUUUUUAUUAUUUUAAUUUUAAAUACAAAAAUGCCAAGAGAACGUUCAAAUACUUUGAGAAAAUCUUCACCAAAUGAAAUUCAAGUAGGUGAUCAAGUAAUGGUUUUAUGUGAAUUACAAAAUAGAGAGCCGAUGCUGGCACAAAUUGUUGAAAUUAAACAAGUCGAAAUUAACAACAAACCGAGUACCUCAAAUGUUAUUAAAAUGGAAGUUGAUGAGCAAACAACAGAGAUUAUUGACACGAAAAAGGAAGAAAAAAGAGAAGAAUCCGCAAAUUCUGAGGAAAAUAAACGAGAAGUUUCAACUUCUGGAGGUGAAGAAAGUCAGAGUGAAAGUAAAGAAAGGGAAGGAAGUCCAGAAACUAUUUUUUAUGUUCACUAUGUUGGUACUGAUCGACGUUUAGACGAAUGGGCAGCUGCUGAAGCAGAUACUUUAAAUGGAAAACAAUUUUUGACAAGAAGUCAACGUCGAUUAAAUGAAGAUUUUCGGCAUGUUCCAAAAUCCUACGAAGAUAUGGACGCUUAUACAAGAAAAUUGGAAAUGGAACAUGAACAGAGAACAAAAGUCAAAAAUGUUGAAAAAGUGCAAUUUGGUGAUUGGGAGAUUGAUGCUUGGUAUUUUUCGCCAUUUCCUCUUUCAAUGGUUAUUAACAAAUCAAAACUUUAUUUUUGUGAAUUUUGUUUAUGGUAUACUUCAGAUCAGGAAAUAUAUACUUGCCAUUUGUUACACCGUUGUAAAAAACGCCGCCCACCCGGAGAUAAGCAAAUUUAUGAAGAUCGCCAAGCAAGUCAUUUGGCUGUUUGGGAGGUUAAAGGCAGUCAAUAUAAAGAAUAUUGUCAAUCACUUUGCCUUCUUUCAAAAUUAUUUUUGGAUCACAAAACACUUUAUUAUGAUGUUGAAGGAUUUUUAUUUUAUAUUUUAUGUGAAUUGGAUACAAAUGGAGAGGCACAUACUGUUGGACAUUUUUCUAAGGAAUUAAAUUCAGCAAAUAAUUUAGCCUGUAUUAUGGUUCUUCCUCCUUAUCAAAGGAAUGGAUAUGGAAAAUUGCUCAUCCAAUUAAGUUAUUGUCUUUCUGAAAGAGAAGGAAUUGUUGGAACCCCGGAACGUCCACUUUCUGAUUUGGGCAAAGUUAGUUAUCGAAGUUAUUGGUGGUGGGUAUUAAUUGCUGUUCUUGAUAGAGAAUUAGGCUCUGGACGUUUAGAAGCUGGUUCAAUUUCCGUAAAUGAACUUUCUCGUCUUUCUGGCAUUCACACAUUAGACAUUGUAGACACAUUUAAAGCUUUACAACUUAUUAAAUAUUGGAGAGGUGACCAUGUUGUGAGGAUAAGUCGAAAGAUAAUAUCACAAAUAAAACAAUUAAAUGUUUUUCACGCCCCAAAAUUACUUUUACAAAAAUCGACAGUUAAAUGGGAAUUAGAAAAUAAUUAUAAUUUAACGACAAGAAAAUAUAGUAGCGAUGUUGAAAAAUUUGAGAAAAUUUAA
This is a messenger RNA of Meloidogyne enterolobii, 1783 nucleotides long. The record is from the annotation of a GenBank genome assembly. Lineage: Eukaryota; Metazoa; Nematoda; Chromadorea; Rhabditida; Meloidogynidae.